Molecule: messenger RNA, 5389 nt
Organism: Oncorhynchus gorbuscha (pink salmon)
Lineage: Eukaryota; Metazoa; Chordata; Actinopteri; Salmoniformes; Salmonidae
Product: LIM domain-binding protein 1
Exons: 11
Coding region: 384-1619 (411 amino acids)
Biological process (GO): positive regulation of transcription by RNA polymerase II; nervous system development; negative regulation of transcription by RNA polymerase II
Cellular component (GO): transcription regulator complex; nucleus
Molecular function (GO): LIM domain binding
Source: RefSeq, a predicted model, not a curated record
ACGCUCUACUCCCCCUCUCUCGCUCUCUCUACGCUCUACUCCCCCUCUCUCCUUCUCUCUCUCCCUUCCUCCCCCGUCCCUGUCCCUGGUGUGUGUGUGUGUACGUGUGUGUGGACCUCAGGAAAACAGACGCUCAUGUGAGAGUCAGGAGCAGUAGCAGCAGUGACUGGUGAGAGGAGACAGGAUCAGAGAGGAGAAGAAAAGGAAUAGAAAACAGAGGACAGCAACAGAGAGGAGACGAAAAGGAAUAGAAAACAGAGGACAGCAACAGAGAGGAGACGAAAAGCUGAGGAGCACAAUAAAGAGGAGGAGGAGGAGGAGGAGAGGAAAAGGAGGGAUCCUCCGCACCGUUCCGUUCAGAGCGAGGUCAGACAUGUGAGAAGAUGUCGGUAGGCGGCUGCGCGUGUCCCGGCUGUUCCUCCAAGUCAUUCAAGCUGUACUCUCCAAAGGAGCCCCCCAACGGCAGCUCCUUUCCCCCGUUCCACCCCGGCACCAUGCUGGACAGAGACCUGGGCCCAACCCCCAUGUACCCCCCCUCAUACCUGGAGCCUGGAAUAGGGAGACACACACCAUACGGGAACCAGACAGACUACAGGAUAUUUGAGCUCAACAAACGGCUACAGAACUGGACAGAGGAAUGUGAUAAUCUGUGGUGGGAUGCAUUCACUACAGAGUUCUUUGAGGACGAUGCCAUGUUGACCAUAACCUUCUGUCUGGAGGACGGGCCCAAGAGAUACACGAUUGGCCGGACGUUGAUCCCGCGGUACUUCCGGAGUAUAUUCGAGGGGGGCGCCACCGACCUCUACUACGUGUUGAAGCACCCCAAAGAGUCCUUCCACAACAACUUCGUCUCGCUGGACUGUGACCAGUGCACCAUGGUUACACAGAACGGAAAACCCAUGUUCACACAGGUGUGUGUGGAGGGUCGUCUGUACCUGGAGUUCAUGUUUGACGACAUGAUGAGGAUCAAGACGUGGCACUUCAGCAUCCGACAGCACCGUGAACUGAUACCACGCAGUAUACUGGCCAUGCAUGCCCAGGACCCCCAGAUGUUAGACCAGCUGUCUAAGAACAUCACCAGAUGUGGACUGUCAAACUCCACCCUCAACUACCUCCGACUGUGUGUGAUUCUGGAGCCCAUGCAGGAGCUGAUGUCCAGACACAAGACCUACAGCCUCAGCCCCAGGGACUGUCUCAAGACCUGCCUCUUCCAGAAGUGGCAACGCAUGGUUGCCCCGCCAGCUGAACCAGCCAGACAGGCCCCUAAUAAGAGGAGGAAGCGUAAGAUGUCAGGUGGCAGCACCAUGAGUGCCGGAGGAGGAACCACCAACAACAACAACAAGAAGAAGAGUCCAGCGAGCAGCUUCCCCCUGUCCAGCCAAGUACCAGACGUUAUGGUGGUGGGAGAGCCCACCCUGAUGGGAGGGGAGUUCGGGGACGAGGACGAGCGCUUGAUCACGCGGCUGGAGAACCAACAGUUUGACGCGGCCAACGGCAUCGAUGACGAGGACAGCUUCAACAACAGCCCCGCGCUGGGCGCCAACUCUCCCUGGAACAACAAGGCCCCAUCCAGCCAGGAGAGCAAGAGUGACAACCCGACGUCUCAGGCCUCACAGUAGAGGAGGGGAGGGAGGGGAGGGGCUUCCAUAGUCUUAAAGGGGUUUCCUCUCCUUGUGGGUGUGUGUCAAUUGUCUGUAGUGGCUUCCUGACUGUUCUUAUCAUUUCCUCUUAAAGGGGCGAUCCGCAGUUGAAAAAAUAACUUAGUGUCACCUCUACCUCCUGUUUUAGUAAAAAGCUGAGGGACGGGCCUGGAGAAGUGUAACCACUCUAAAAAUCAUAGACCGCUAUGGGUACAAGGACUGACCAUCCAAGAUAUAACAAACAUAUAUAUAUAUAUAGUUUUAAGCAUGUUUUGAGGCUAUACAGAUGGUUACAGAGUAAACCACGUUGAUACUGUGGGUUGUGACGGGGUGCGUCAGUUGAAUUAAGCCCCUGAGACAUUUAAAGGUUAUAUAUUCCUCAAGAAUCAACAGGUACAUAUCAUUCAUCUAGACGUCCAGACAAUGGCUGUAGGGACGACGGAUCGCCCCUUUUCUAAUAGGGAUUUUAUCUUGGUCUGUGGAGUAGACGGAGGAUCCCAUUGGUUGAUAAGAGGUUUCCUUUCCCUGUCUACCUUCCUACAUCAGUUCUGAUAUGAGAGCUUGGUAGGUGACAGGAAAUGACUGAGAGCUAUUACCUAUAGGGGCCUCCUCCAGACCUGGCUCUCCUAGCUGGUCGCUUAAGGAGAGACCUGAGGAGAGGGAAGACGCUUGGGACAGUUGAGAUGCACCCAGCUAGGGGUGCAGGAAGGGGUGGUGGGGUAGGGGGACACGAGGACGACUCACACAUCUACCUUCAGAAGAAUCAUGGUCACUAGAUAUGGAGUCUUAACUCUGGUCCACUCUGCUGCUGCACUGUGUGUGUGUGUGUGUGUGUGUGUGUGUGUGUGUGUGUGUGUGUGUGUGUGUGUGUGUGUGUGUGUGUGUGUGUGUGUGUGUGUGUGUGUGUGUGUGUGUGUGUGUGUGUGUGUGUGUGUGUGUGUGUGUGUUACUUGUUCAGAACUAAAGCCUGGACUGUGCCAAAGCUAGCGGACCGGAGUUGAGAUCCAAUCAGUUUAAAAUGCUUUCUCACACAGACACACACACACCAUUGAAGGAGUACUGAUCCAACCUUUUAACAGAUAACAGAAAGCAUUUAAACAACAACAACAUUGUAGAGUUUUAUACCCGUCUCUAUUUCCCUAGAAUGUUUUGAUUUUAUUUUCUACUCCUUCAUUUCAAAUCUACUUUUUAUUAGUUAUUUUUUACUGCUGAUAUUCAGAAGCUAACAGACCAAGGAGCCAGAAAACAGGACUGCUGUUAUUCUACCCUCCCCCCUGACUAAAUAUAUUUGGUCUGUUUUAAUAUCUUUUAAAGAGAAAUAAUUGUGGAUGUUUUUCUGUUUUUUGAGAUAGAUUUUCUCCUGUUUUUUAGUGUAUUUGUGCUUUGUAUAUUUAAGGUUGUAGCAACGCUCUGUACGACUGUAUUCUGACUGGUUCCUGAAGCCAUUCUGAUCUAAUGGAAAGAAAUGAAACGAAAAAGAAAUGGACAAAAAGAAGGAAAAAACACAUGAACCUCUUAACCAAUCCUGUCUCUCCAUUUACAUCUCUCAACCAAUCCCGUCUCUCCAUUUACAUCUCUUAACCAAUCCCCUCUCUCCAUCUCUCUCUCUCUUUACAGUGUCCAUCCUGAUCAUAACAGUGACACCUCUCUCUCUCUCUCUCUCUCUCUCUCUCUCUCUCUCUCUCUCUCUCUCUCUCUCUCUCUCUCUCUCUUUUCUUCUUUCUUUUAAAUCUUUUUAACUUGUGUACAUUCAUUUAUAAAACCCUGGGGUACAGUCACCAUUGAGAAGACAAAACCCUGGGGUACAGUCACCAUUCAGAAGACAAAACCCUGGGGUACAGUCACCAUUGAGAAGACAAAACCCUGGGGUACAGUCACCAUUGAGAAGACAAAACCCUGGGGUACAGUCACCAUUGAGAAGACAAAACCCUGGGGUACAGUCACCAUUGAGAAGACAAAACCCUGGGGUACAGUCACCAUUGAGAAGACAAAACCCUGGGGUACAGUCACCAUUGAGAAGACAAAACCCUGGGGUACAGUCACCAUUGAGAAGACAAAACCCUGGGGUACAGUCACCAUUGAGAAGACAAAACCCUGGGGUACAGUCACCAUUGAGAAGACAAAACCCUGGGGUACAGUCACCAUUCAGAAGACAAAACUCUGGGGUAACAGUCACCAUUCAGAAGACAAAACCCUGGGGUACAGUCACCAUUCAGAAGACAAAACCCUGGGGUACAGUCACCAUUGAGAAGACAAAACCCUGGGGUACAGUCACCAUUCAGAAGACAAAACCCUGGGGUACAGUCACCAUUCAGAAGACAAAACCCUGGGGUACAGUCACCAUUGAGAAGACAAAACCCUGGGGUACAGUCACCAUUCAGAAGACAAAACCCUGGGGUACAGUCACCAUUCAGAAGACAAAACCCUGGGGUACAGUCACCAUUGAGAAGACAAAACCCUGGGGUACAGUCACCAUUGAGAAGACAAAACCCUGGGGUACAGUCACCAUUCAGAAGACAAAACCCUGGGGUACAGUCACCAUUCAGAAGACAAAACCCUGGGGUACAGUCACCAUUCAGAAGACAAAACCCUGGGGUACAGUCACCAUUGAGAAGACAAAACCCUGGGGUACAGUCACCAUUCAGAAGACAAAACCCUGGGGUACAGUCACCAUUCAGAAGACAAAACCCUGGGGUACAGUCACCAUUCAGAAGACAAAACCCUGGGGUACAGUCACCAUUCAGAAGACAAAACCCUGGGGUACAGUCACCAUUGAGAAGACAACCCUGGGGUACAGUCACCAUUCAGAAGACAUGUUUGCAUCUUCCAGUUCAGCAGGUUUAUUUUUUUUCAUUUCAUUUUUCUAUUUAUUUUUAAUGAAAUAUCAGAUAUACGUUCUGUUUCUCCACCCCCCCCCCCCCCCGGUUACACACUCAUCCUAAAUGUACACUACUAUUAGCAAAUAAGCUAAUGAUCUACUGCUGUUUAAAACGUCUGAACAGACAACCUGCCAUCAUUCAUCCACCCAUGUGUCCCAAAUGGUACCCUAAUCCCUAUCAAGUUAUGGUCGAAGGUAGUGCACUACAUACAGAGUGUCAUUCGGGACGCAACCCCAACUAGUUAUUAAUGUUUACCUGAAGUCGUAAAGGUUGUAUAUAUUUCCAAUACCUGUGUUGUAUAGGCUCGAUCUGUAAUAUUGAGUCUGUUGCGCAUGUGUUUGGUAAUACCUUCAAUUCUCACAAGGGGGCGCUGUUAGAGUAUCACAAAUAAGAUCAUUUCCUAACUUUAUACAUCCAGUUCAACCAUGAGCAGUGAUAUGAUCUGCCCCCCCCCCCCCCCCCCCCCCGGAGCACCCGAUGUAGUGCAGUACCUUUGUUCAGGGCCAAUGUGACAGCAGGGGGCCAUUUGGGACACGACCCCAUGUUAUUUAGUUCUGUAAAUGUUGUUCCAGCUCUGUCGACUACAUUGUGUACGUUUUCAGUACAGCUCUGGCUGUAACAGAGAAUAUGUCUCAAAUGGCGCCCUAUUCCCUACAUAGAGCACUACUAUAUAUAGUAGUGCACUAUAUAAGGGAACAGGGGGCUAUUUUGGAUGCAAGCCUAGAGAAAGGUGACUGGUACCCUAAACCAACCCUGUAGAAAAAGCCUUGUUUGAUAUUUUGGUUAGUUUUUUUGCCCUUGAUACUUAUUGAUGAAUUAAUUAAUGUAUGGUACCAAUAAUAAAAAUAUACAUUUUCACUUUAAAAUGAA